Molecule: messenger RNA, 903 nt
Organism: Nicotiana tabacum (common tobacco)
Lineage: Eukaryota; Viridiplantae; Streptophyta; Magnoliopsida; Solanales; Solanaceae
Product: auxin-responsive protein SAUR68-like
Biological process (GO): response to auxin
Source: RefSeq, a predicted model, not a curated record
AGUUGAUAUCAGAACUAAUAUGUCCAUUCUGGUGUCAACCAAAGUGGAAAAGGAAGAAACUUAUCAUCUUACAUGAAUUCAACUAGCUUCAUCCAUAAAUUUGAGGCCCCAUAAACAGGCAUCAGCACAUGGUUUUGUCUAAUCCAGUGGUUAGUGGCAAAAACUUCAGAUCCAACUCAACUACUGUUUCCAGCCUCUUGUAUAAAUAAUACCCCUUCCAUGAGCCUUUUCAGCAUCAACCACGAACAUAUUGAUUCAGCCGUCAAAGGUCUAUAGAUAUAUACCUGCUUUACCUUCUUGUGUUCCAAUCUUCCGGAGAAAAGAACGAUGGUCAGUGUUAAGAAACUCAUAAAGAUGGCAAGGAGAUGGCAGAAGUUUGCGGCCAUGCAGAGGAAGAGGAUUUCACUUCCAAGAAAUGGCAAUGCUGCAGACAGUUGUAGUACAUAUUCUUCCUUUAUAGCAGGAAAAGGCCAGUUUGUAGUAUAUACAACUGAUCAAAGGCGCUUUGUGAUUCCAUUGGCUUAUCUAGAAAAUGAGGUCAUUUUGCAACUUUUAAACAUGUCUGAGGAAGAGUUCGGGCUGCCAAGUGGAGGCCCUAUUACAUUACCGUGUGAUUCAGUCUUCCUGGACUACAUCAUUUCACUAAUCAAGAAAGGUGCAGCUGCUGGAGAUCUUCACAAAGCAUUGCUCCUCUCAGUUACUUCAUGUUGUUGUUCAACUUCUUCUUUACACAAAGAAUGGGGAAACCAGCAGCUUCUUGUUUAUUGAGUCGUGAUCAUUAUCUUUAGUAAAUGAUAGAUCAAAACAGAUUGUAUAGUAGAUGAAAAGUAGGCACAUGAAAGUAUGUAGAUGCAAUAGAGUUUUAUCUGAAUCUAACCAGAUUUAUUGCUUUCAAUUUACUGA